Messenger RNA from Toxotes jaculatrix (banded archerfish), 478 nucleotides. RefSeq names its product COX8 domain-containing protein. The transcript is spliced from 2 exons. The record is from RefSeq and is a predicted model, not a curated record. Gene Ontology annotation, biological process: mitochondrial electron transport, cytochrome c to oxygen. Gene Ontology annotation, cellular component: mitochondrion. Bases 65 to 289 code for a protein of 74 amino acids. Lineage: Eukaryota; Metazoa; Chordata; Actinopteri; Toxotidae.
UUUCCACAGAAACAUUUCAUUACAGUAGAGGAGAGUCACUGUGUGCGCUGGACUAAGCAGAAGGAUGUUUUUUGUUCUUAGGAGACCCGGACUGACCAGGUCUGCGUUGAUGAAAGCCAUUCAGCAGAAUCACAGGUCAACCAUCUACAGCAAGCCACCAAAGGAAAAGAUCGGCCCAGUGCAAUCUGUCUUUGCCAUGUGUGUGUUUACUGUGGCUCUCCUGGCCCCAGCUGGAUGGAUCAUGCAUCACAUCCCAGACUACCGGCAGAGAUCGCCUCCACAGCCGUGACUUCUGCAAGAACUCUGAAUUCAUGCGGACACCCAUGCACUCUUAUUGUGUCACUCUCUCCAAUCUGUAAAAUAUCAGGAAAUGAAGUAAAACCUUGGUCAAGUUUAAAUCAUGCUGAAACUAUAUAAAGCUUUGAUUUGAUGUCUGUUAUAUUUUGUUUGAUUUCCAAAUAAACAUAUAAAAAAAGAA